Xenopus laevis (African clawed frog) is the source of this 2616-nucleotide messenger RNA. RefSeq lists its product as uncharacterized. Lineage: Eukaryota; Metazoa; Chordata; Amphibia; Anura; Pipidae. The transcript is spliced from 12 exons. Bases 194 to 2293 code for a protein of 699 amino acids. The record is from RefSeq and is a predicted model, not a curated record.
UAGGGGCUUUUCUUAUUGGGGGUUUAGUUCUCCUUUAAUAAGAUUUGCCAUGUGUACUUGUUGCUAAUGGCUGGUAUUAUUACACACCAUAGUUAGAACAUUUAAGUCUAAGGCAAAAUAAUAACAUUUUCAUGAAUGCCACUUAUUUCCCUUAACAGCUUAUGGGGGAGGAAAAGCAAGCAAACCAAUAGAAAUGGCCUUACCUGGACAUGCAGUUCACAAUAUUCCCAGGCAGCCUGUGCCAAGCUUAGUUUCCAGUCAUAUAGACCUUGAAGAGAAUGCUGUUACUAAGCAAGCUGACAUAGCCCAGGAUGAGAAAAAUGCUGACACAGCGAAUGAUACACAAACAGACAAGGAAGAACUAAAAAAUACUCAGAUGUUCAGCCUUGCUAGCCAUUCUAAAGAUUACGAACGAUGCAAGCAAACAAUUUCAUACUGCUCUUGUGUAUUAAAUGAGCCUUCUGGACUUCCUGUAGAUGGCACCAGCACUAUAAGUGGAGGCAGUGAAGAGUCAGGUUUGUCUGGGAGAAUGUCUUCCUGUAGCACCAUCUACAGGUCUAGCAGCACAUCCAUAUCCCAGCUCCGUUCAGCUUCCUUAUCUCUGAGUGUGGGAGAUGCUUCAGGGUCUGAAGAAGCCUCUGGAACAUAUCCAGUGACAGGGCAUAAAAAGCCUAUUUUGGCAGCCAGUGGAUAUUGCAAGAGCAUUCAGAAUCCUUGUCUGAACAGUUGCAGUUUCCAUGGCAAUACAGAACUUCAUCAGACUUCAUCAUAUUCUAAGAUUAAAUGCUCAGAAGUUUCAAGGCUUGAAUCUUCUUUCGUUGAAAGUUGGCAUGACCAUCAUCUUCACCACUGGCCCGUCCUUCCACCAAUUUCCUCACAAAGAGAUUUCUCAGGUUCCCGCAGUGGUGAUGAUCCCAGUGGCAGAAGAUCCCAUAUGUCAGCAGUUAGUAGUGGAUUACAGGAUACAUUUGACGAACUUGAAAUGAUUGUUCCGCAGACUGGAUCCUCACUUUCUAAUUCGUAUGUAGGGUCCUUAUCAUCCUCAGAAAUUUGUAAAACUGCUGCAUCUUUAGACCUAGGGUGUUAUGACAGCAACGAAGAAUCACUGACUGAUAUACGACUCUCGCUACUCAAUCACUCUAACUGGGGGCAGGAAGACCAUAACUAUGAAGCAAAUGAUGAUGAGUGGGAAGGAAAAACACACACGUUUACAGAUAUCCAUACUCAAGGCCCCUUACUUCUUCUUGCACCUGCUAUAGAAAGUGUAACUGAAACAUCAGAUACUUACCCUAAUAAAAGAGUAGACGUUCAUCAGAAUAUCUACACAAUGCUUACAGGUGCAGAAGAAAUUAAACUUGGAGUGCGCAAGCAAUCAAUUCAUCAAAGUGAGGAGGACAUUAGAGAAAUGCUUCUCCUUAAAUCACAUUUUCUUGAUUCAUCAUGCUCUAUGAAAGGACAACUAUAUGGCAAAGAUGCUUCCAAGAAAGAAGAGGGCUACGACUUGGAAAGUAAUAGAACUGAAGAAGAGCAACUGCCUCCAAUAAUGAGAAGGCGGCCAGUGAAGAUGGACUAUAGCAUCAAAGAAGAAAUGGAAAAACAGAGAAUAGCAGAAGAAAGGAGAAUGCAAGCAGCAUCUAUAUAUUCAAAGCUUCAAAAAGCCAGAUCAACAGCAAUCCGAGGAACACAACCCAUCAGUAUCUCUAAAUUUGAAGACUUCGACUUUUUGGCAAAAUACUGCAUCUUCAGCCAGGAGAAGUUGGCUGAGUAUAAAAGGGCUUUUGAAGCGGUGGACAGUGAUGGAGAUGGAUAUCUCGACUGCCUGGAAGUUCUAAUGGCCUUAAAGGAAAUUGUUCCACCAGGAGCCUUAAGCGAUGCUGAAGAACUAUACGUGUACAGAAUUUUAGAGAUUGUGGACUAUUAUGUAACAGAUGGCCUAACAGACCUACGACUCUUUGCUGUGAUGGCUAGCUUGGCGCAGAAAAUAGCAGCACUAGACUCCUUUAUGAGAUCAUUAAUUGACCGUAUGGACUUUAAGACAUUGGAACUGAAAAUGUACAAAGCCAAGCAACUUUUUCUGUGCAACAUUGACUUGGAAAACAAAAUCAGUGUGGCUCAACUCCUUGUGGAAUUAAAGGCGGGCGGAAUUAGCCAACAGCAUGAAGAAGCCAUACAAAUGGAACUGCAGCACAUAAAAAGGCUUGAUAUCCUAGAUUUUCUAACCUACUUGCCCCUGUUUGUUUUAAUACACAAGUCUGUAAUAUCUAAUCCACUGGACGAUUCCAGAACUAUCUGAGUAGUGUAUACUACGUAUCAGGAAUUGUAGAUUAUAGAGGUCAUGUAAGUUUCCCACUGAGUGCGCCCUUGCUCCCAUCAGUGCUCAUGCCCUCCAAUGAUUAUUAUGUCUGAUUAUUAUCUUUAAUUAGUCUCCCUUAAAAACGCAUUUGCAUUUAGGGUUAUUCAAAGGCCUUAUCACAUAGCUUGGUAUGGCUGAAGCAUUUCUAAGCAACAAUCAAGACGACAGCACAAAUGAUGACUGCUUAGCAUUUGCACAAUUGUGUAAUUGUGAAAAUCUAUGAUUGUAUCACUGUUCAUAUAUAAAACUGAUUUCCAGAUUUG